UCACAUCCACACGACCCGUAGGAAAACAACAGAGAUUAUGCAGGACAGCGCGGAGGACGCGCACACUUUUACGCACACGAUUAAUCACUCCUCGGUAGCUCGACAGACGUCCAAAUAAACGACAUGAGCGCUGUUGCGCUAUUUUUGGGGGAGCCUGCUUUUUCCUCUUGAGGAUCGUGCUCGUGAUUUUUGCUGUAGCGCUUUUUGUGAAUGAAGAUGAGCCGUGCGUAAAAGUCGGGUGGAAAAAGAGGACUCACUUCCCCACCGUUUGGCAGGUGGCGCUGGCUUUACCUGCGAACUUUUACUAUGACAUUGGACUUGGAGAUCAUGGAGGAUAUCGUUAUAGACGUAGUAGGGGAAGGACUCAAAGAUAAUGCGGAGGAGCAGCUCUUGCCUUCGGAUGAGGCGCAGGAGCGCACCACGGAGACUUUUUCCUCCAGCAGCCAAGGUAAGGACGCGGACGCGUACAGCCCCGCGCCGGCGUGUCCUCCUGCUGCUAAAACUAAAGGUCCCACCACGGUGAAGCCUCCAUACUCGUACAUCGCCCUAAUAACGAUGGCCAUCCUUCAAAGUCCGAAGAAACGGCUCACCCUCAGCGAGAUCUGUGACUUCAUCAGCCACCGCUUCGUUUAUUACCGCGAGAAAUUCCCCGCGUGGCAGAAUUCAAUCAGGCACAAUCUGUCGCUCAAUGACUGUUUUGUAAAGAUGCCCAGAGAGCCUGGAAACCCGGGGAAGGGAAACUACUGGACGCUUGACCCAAACUCCUCGGAUAUGUUCGAGAACGGGAGCUUCUUGCGCAGGAGGAAGCGCUUCAAGCGGCAGCACUUUCGCUUCGAUCCACUCAAGGAGCAGCACCUGGAGUCCAGCGGACUUCACGGUUUCCCCCACGGCGCCUACGGCCUCGGCGCGGCGGCUCUCCACCUACCCAGUUUGGAAAUUUACCCCUACCUCCAUCACCAUGCGCCCUCGCCGUGCGCCGCCGCCACCAUCCCACCUGUCAGCAGCAUCCUGCCAGCUCUCUCCAGCUUCUUCUCCCGCAGCGCGCUCACAGCCAAGGCUUUCCUUCAGGGCCAGCCCGGGAUCGAAGGCUUCUCCCCGGCUCAGUGUACUGCUUACUCCGCUCCUCUGAGCUCCAGCGCAACCUACGCUUCCCCUGCGCUUUUCCACGGCGCAGCGUCUCCGCACCUCCUCAGUUUGCACCAGGACUACCAGAAAAUACAGACUCAGCGGAUCGACCUGGCAAAAUACAUCAGCAGCGCCAACGACUAAUUACAGCAGCAAACCGAGUUCCCAUUUUAUAUCUCAGGUUUAAAAAAGAGAGACAAACCAAUGUUGUAAAUUGGACGGAAAUGUUAUAUGUUUUUAAACCCUUUUUUUAUGUCAGAAAUUCCUUUGGCAGGUGCUUUUAAAACAUGAUCAUGAAAUAUAUUUCUUUUGUUAAAAAUAUUUAAAUGACGAGUUUCCUAUGUGUCCAUUCCUGGAAAUAAAUGAAAACAAAUAUUUAA
Thalassophryne amazonica is the source of this 1505-nucleotide messenger RNA. RefSeq names its product forkhead box transcription factor. NCBI's taxonomy places the organism in Eukaryota, Metazoa, Chordata, Actinopteri, Batrachoidiformes, Batrachoididae. Gene Ontology annotation, molecular function: DNA-binding transcription factor activity, RNA polymerase II-specific; RNA polymerase II cis-regulatory region sequence-specific DNA binding. The transcript has a single exon. Bases 307 to 1269 code for a protein of 320 amino acids. The record is from RefSeq and is a predicted model, not a curated record. Gene Ontology annotation, biological process: regulation of transcription by RNA polymerase II; anatomical structure morphogenesis; cell differentiation.